Molecule: messenger RNA, 1320 nt
Organism: Dictyostelium discoideum AX4
Lineage: Eukaryota; Evosea; Eumycetozoa; Dictyosteliales; Dictyosteliaceae
Exons: 1
Coding region: 1-1320 (439 amino acids)
Source: RefSeq, a predicted model, not a curated record
AUGACAAUCACAUUUGAAGUUUGUGAUAAUUUAGAAUUAGAGGGAGUUGAAAAUUUUUAUUCAUUUGAUAUUAAAAUUUUUAUAGAAGAACAAAUUAAUAAAUCAAUUCCAAACACAACAGAAAGUUAUGGUGAAUUAUUUAAUCAAUUUAAAGAGAAAGGAAUAAAAGAUUUAACAGAAAUCCAUAAAUUAGUAAAUGAAAAAAUAAAAGAAAAUGAUUUAAAAAGAAAAUUAAAAAUUGAAGAACUUUUUAAAAAAACAAAUAUUUUAAAAUCAAGUUUAGAUAAUAUAGGAGAUAAAGAAAAAAAAGAAAAUGAAGAUUUAAAAAUUAUUGUUGGAUAUAAUAGUUUUGUAUACUCUGCGUGGGAAAGUUAUAAUAAUCAUAAUCAUUUAGUAUUACGUCCUGAUAAUAUUUGGAUGGCAAUAGUUUCACAAUUUUCAUUUUAUAUAAAUAAAUAUAAUAAAGAAUUACGUAAUAAAUUUGUAGAUUUUCAUGAAAAGAAAAUUUUACAAGUUUUUACAGAUUAUUCAAUUUUAGAUGGUAAUGGUAAUGGUAAUGGUAGUGGUAUCAGUGAUGAUAUAUCCUUUGAAAAAUUAACAAAUGAUAUGGUGGAUGAAAUUUGUAAAAAUAUUAAAGAUCCAUCAAUUAGGGAUUGGAUAAUACCAUCAUUUUCAACUACAACUUUAUCAGAUAAAAUUAUUUUCUCAUCAGCAUUAAUGUCAACAUUAAAAAAAGAUUUCAUUUAUAGGUAUGGUAGUAAAUGUGGUUUACCAAAGGUUACAUUACUUGGUACAGUUGAUGAUUGGAUUCAAUUAAAAGAAAGAUCAUUAAAAUUAAAAGAAUUCAAUAUUUUUGAUAGUGAUAGUAAUAAUAGUAGUGGUGACGGUGAUGGCGAUGAAAAUUUAAUGAACAAAUGGGUUGAUAAAUAUUUAUUAGAAAUUUUAGAUAAUUUCAUUGAAUCAUCAAAUGGAAAACCAAAUAAAACUUGGUGGAAUCAAAUCAUUGAUUUUAGAGAACAAUCUGGAAGUUCAGUUUUAUCAGGUUGGUUAUCAGCAUUUUGUUUAUUUAAGGAUGAUGGAAGUUUUGAAGAUAAUGCACAUUUAGAUAGUCCUCAAUUAUAUCCAGAAACUAAAUGGCCAAAAGUUAAUUGUAUUUCAAUUCCAAAUGGUUUCAUUUCAACUCCUAUUCAAUUAACUGAUUCAAAUGGUAAUAUUUUUAAUUCUCAAUUAUUUUCUGGUCAUUUUGCUUCAAAAAUAAAAAACAAUAAUACUUUAAUACCAUCAUUAGAUUGGUUUAUUAUUUCUAAUCUAGAUAUUUAA